This is a messenger RNA of Caenorhabditis elegans, 1558 nucleotides long. RefSeq names its product ZP domain-containing protein (gene cutl-22). NCBI's taxonomy places the organism in Eukaryota, Metazoa, Nematoda, Chromadorea, Rhabditida, Rhabditidae. The coding region runs from base 38 to 1375 and encodes 445 amino acids. Gene Ontology annotation, cellular component: plasma membrane. The record is from RefSeq and is marked reviewed. The transcript is spliced from 8 exons.
AAUUUCAGAUUUUGUUCAGAGUUUUGUUGGCAAGACCAUGUACAUUCUUAUCAAAAUCCUCUAUAUCUGGAUAUUAACUAAAACGUUUACAUCAGCAUCAGGAAUUGUUCACAUGACUCAGAAUUCUCUGAACGGCGCAAAAUUCUAUGAGUUUCGAAGAUCCCCGCAAAAAAUUCGUGACAGUUUUGAAAUAAAAGCUUCGGGCAACUUCACACCUACAGUAAUAUGUGAUUCGGAUCAGAUUGGGCUAGCGUUGAACGAAAAUUUUGCGGAUAUUCGAAUGUUUUCAGCAGACCAUUCUCAUCAUCCAGACUGUAUACGACGGUUCUCUUUGGAGCUUGAUCCGCAGUUUGUAACAAGGAUAGAUGGACCAUGUGGAGUGCGGAGGGCAUAUAAGGGAGUUCCUUCAUCCUUCGUGACCUACUCAAUUCGACUUAUUGUGUCCCACAACUCCGAUGAGCUCACCGAAUUUGAUAAAAUAUAUGACGUCACCUGCUCCUUGCACUUAAAAACGAUGGCCGUGGAAACGUCGUAUGAUAUUAUAUCACCACAAACUACAACAAUCUCAUCCUCUACAGUUCAUUCGAGAGCUGGACCAGGACCAAAAUGCAAAUACUCACUGCAUCACACCAGAGUUGGAGGGCCCAGAACAGUUUCAGCGCAUGUUGGAGAAGUGGUCUACCAUCGCUGGAAGUGUGCGGCUCCUCUGUACGAAAAUAAUCGUCAGAUGCCAAUGUUAAUAUUCAAAGUUUACGCAUGUGUAGUCCAUGAUGAGAACAACAGGACAUAUGCUAUAAUUGACGAUAACGGGUGUUCAUUAGACGAGGAAAUUAUUCCGACUCCUGAAUACGAUAUUGAAAAUGGCGUGAUUUAUACUCCAAGCAAGGCAUUUCGAUUUGCAAAUUCAAACCACGUGCAUUUCAAAUGCAUGAUUUCCGUGUGUUCAGCCGUCGAUCCCUCAUGUCGAAAUAGUGUGCCUCCGAAAUGCAAAAAUGGGUUGGCGAAGAAAAAGCGGCGACAGCUGCCCGAGGAGAUGACGAUCGAGCAGAGAUUGCUUAGAAUUCAUGAGUUAAUGAAAGUGAAAAGAGAGAAUAUUACUGUGGAAGUUGGACGGCCCACGAAAAAGCUUUUGAGUCAUGGAGCAGUACCAUUGGAAGUGGAAGAGGUUUCCUUAAAUGUGGUGAAUAGAGAAUACGAAAUAGAAAAACUUGAGCACAUUCUACGAUCCUAUCAAAUAUGGACUUGGAUUCUUUGCGUUCUCAAUGUUUUUCUGACGGUAAUAUGUGUUUUGAUGGCAUUCCGGGUGCUGAAGAAUAAGUACAUAAUGGAUAUAAAGGACAAGACGAAGACCGUGUUUAGACGAGUCCCAUUCUGAAUAAUUUAUAGAUAUUAUCAUCACGUAAACAGCAUAUUCGAACCAGCCGAACCAUUUGUGAAAGUGACUAGAAAAUAAGUUUUGUGUUGAUAAUUCGUUUGUUACCCUUAUAGUUUUUCUAGAACUUGUGUAUUUUUGUGAUUAUUGAAUUUGACUUAAUAAAGUGCCAGUGAAUUUUGAAAU